UUGGCUGAUAAAGAUCAAAGCUGUACAUGAAGAAAAGCGUCCACCAAUUGGCUGAGCGAUUGUUCCUCGGUGAUUGGCUGAGGGAUGAAGAAUGUCGGCGUGGACUGGCCGACUCAGCUCGCUCUGCGAUUGGCUCCUUCCCCCUGCCCGCCCCUCAGGUUUGGGCUCGCCCUGCCCCGAGCGGAGUUUCAAGGGGAUUCUCGGGCUGUGAUUGGCUGCGUGCGCUAGUGCGCGCCGUAGCCGUAGCCAAUCGCAGACGGGAAUUUCCAGUGCCGCCAGGGCAGCUGUUACCCGAUUGGUUGGAGACGCCCGUGCUUUAACUUUGAAAUUUACCCGCUUUCACUUCCUGCCUUCGGGACUAUCAUGGCGAGGACUCUGACCCGCUCGGCGCAGAGGCGCAGGAAGAGGAGGUUCUGCAGGCAGUCCUGGGCGCUGAAGCACCCCAAACAGCAGGAGCCGCCGCCGCCGCCGCCCGCCGCCCCGUCCGGCCCACGCCCGGCGGAGCCGAGGACCAGCGAGUGCCCGGUGAGGCGGCUGGGCCUGGGCAGGGGCCUGGGAGCGGUGCUGCUGGCCGUGGGCGCCGUGUGCCACAGGUGGAGGAGCAGGCUGGCGCAGGCCUGCGCCCUGCUGCAGGACACCCUGUUCCCCUGGCGACGGUAUGCGCGGGAGCUGCACGCCCUGCGUCUGCAGGUGGAGGGGCUGCGGGAGGAGAUGAGCCACUGGGGCAGCACCCCACAGCAGGCUGGUGAGAAGGCGGACGUGUGCUCCUGUCAGCGGCCUGCCUGCUGCCCUCCUGCCCUGCUGCCCCCCGCCCUGCCUGCGCCUCCUCCACCCCCACCGCCCCCCCCUCUGCCCCCAGCUGCGCCCCCCCAGAAACCCCUCCACAUCCUCAGGAAGGAUGUGCCGCCCAAGCCUCCCCAGCAGCUGCCCGUGGUGAAGCAGGAGGUGCCCGCGGCCGUGACCCUGAGGGACCUGCGGGCCGUGAAGCUCAGGAAAGUGAGCCUCCCGGUGGAUGCGAAGAAGGUUGUCUCUCCCGGGCGCCAGCGUGUCCCUCUGGUCACAGUGGCCGACCUGCAGAAGGUCAGCCUGAGGCGCUCUCACUCCGACCAGCCGCUCAAGCUCCGCAUCUCUCUGACCAGGAGCCCCACCAAAAGCCCCCUCAAUCUGCGCCGACAGCUGAAGAAGGUCGACAUCGAGAGGAGUCCUGGGGGCACUCCGCUGUACGACAAGGAAAACCGGGAGACGGGCACUGGCCUCACCCCCAUCAUGACGCAGGCGCUGCGCCGCAAGUUUCAGAUUGCUCACCCAAGAAGCCCAUCGCCAAAAUUCAGGGCUCCUUUAAACAAAAGCUUUGAUGAUCAAAGCUGAACGUUUCCUUUUAUUUGUGGUUCCUUUCUUUUAAGGAGAUCUAUGGUUUGCUAGAAAAUGCUAAGCCAGUUAAACAGACGCAAUCCUGUUAUAUAGCAGUUUGGUCCGUUCCAGGUUUUUCAAGAACAUGUGCUCAACCUUGCCAGACUGUUGCACUGAGUGACCUUACGUUUUCUGGUUCAACAGUGCAUGUUAACUAGAGACGGCAAUGGACUGCAAAACCUGGAACGGAUCAAACUGCUAUGCCAUGGGAGUUUUGUACGUUUUGCUAGCAGCCAUGGCUUGUAAGAGCUUUUUGACUGCUGCUGACAAAAGAGGUGGGAUGCCAUCUGUGCACUUUGUGUUUUAUAUGAUGUUUCUCUUAUCUGCUUUUAAUGUAACCUGGAGGUGCGGCGCUACAGUCCUGGAGUGACAGUCGGGCAGGUCUUACAGGUGCCUGUACAGCUGACUCACCUCAGGAGCUGGCAGGAGGUCUUGACUGAGCCCAAACAAGCCAGUCACUGUCUUUUACAGCGAGUUCAGGAGGAGUGAAGACCUGCAGACAAUGGUUCUCCAGGACUGGACCUGUGCCAUCCCGAUGCAAAGUGUUUUUAAUUCCUGCUUUUACAAAGGAGAACUCUGUAGGCGCUGGAGUCUCUGUAUGGGGCUCCGCGGUUGGGAACUGAAGCGGGAACGCUUUCCAAACAGUCCAAAUAUUGUACAUCUGUCCACUACAUACUCGCAGAAGAUCCUUGACCUUUGCGGUCUGGACGGGCGCCAGCUGUAUUCUUUUUAGGGUUCAGGGUUCAGAGGAGGAUUAGGGUCAGGGAGGGAUUAACUAGCAUCUGUCCAAUCAAUGGCUGCCUAGUGUAUAGGGGAGUCAGUUCUUGGCUAAUUGUGCUGUUUACCAAGUUCUCAACGUGAAGAGUUUACUUAACCUAUAGAACUAAGAUUUUAAAGGGCUUUAUUUGCACACCCUGUGUUAUUUUACAAUCUGAGCAGGGACCUGUAUGUCUUUUAUAUAUAUUUCUGUGUAAGUGAGUAAAACGUGCACAACGGUUACUUGACUUAAAGGAAACUUUCCAGCUGUUACUUUACGCAGCUUUGCAGAGUAUUGGCGUGUAUCGGAAAUGUUUUUCUAAUUUUAUUCUUUUGUUAAGGGUUUAUUUGGUGUGUGUAAGAUUUUUACAUGGCUGUCUUUGUGAAUUUACCAGAAUUAAGGUUAACUACUUAACUAUGUUAAGAAUGCAUGUGAGACAUUUACUGUUACAUUGAACACUGAUAAUAAGCAAACUUG
Messenger RNA from Lepisosteus oculatus (spotted gar), 2644 nucleotides. RefSeq names its product proline rich 11 (gene prr11). NCBI's taxonomy places the organism in Eukaryota, Metazoa, Chordata, Actinopteri, Semionotiformes, Lepisosteidae. Gene Ontology annotation, cellular component: nucleus; cytoplasm. The record is from RefSeq and is a predicted model, not a curated record.